Messenger RNA from Xiphophorus couchianus (Monterrey platyfish), 2602 nucleotides. It is a transcript of the gene agtrap, whose product is annotated as angiotensin II receptor-associated protein. Gene Ontology annotation, biological process: angiotensin-activated signaling pathway; regulation of blood pressure. The coding region runs from base 243 to 734 and encodes 163 amino acids. The record is from RefSeq and is a predicted model, not a curated record. NCBI's taxonomy places the organism in Eukaryota, Metazoa, Chordata, Actinopteri, Cyprinodontiformes, Poeciliidae. The transcript is spliced from 5 exons. Gene Ontology annotation, cellular component: plasma membrane.
CCUGGGAUCUGUAGGGGAAGCAGCAGGAACAGGAGGCGGGGAGGGGAUCACAUGGGAAGCAGUCAGGCUGCUGUCACAUGGUUUGUGUUUGUAAGUUCAGUUAAAGCGGAGGAGGAGUUUGCACAGAACUUUGAGAAAGAGGAACAACUGCAGCAUUUUUCAUGUGGCCUUUCAACAAGUUGAAACACUGAACGAUAAAGUGCGGAGGUGCUGCUUUUGAUUAAAAAAAACUCACCAUUAUUAUGGAAAUCCCUGCAAUAAACUUAAAGGCGAUAGUGCUGGCACACUGGUUGCUCACUGUGUGGGGCAGCAUGAGCUACCUUCCCUCAUCUUAUGCAUGGGGGAACUUCAGUGUUUUAGCAGUUGGAGUGUGGGCGAUUGCACAGAGGGACUCCAUUGAUGCUGUUCUCAUGUUUCUUAUGGGAAUGGCUGUCACCAUACUGACCGACAUUGUCCAUUUUGGGAUCAUUUAUCCACAGUAUCCGCUUGUGGCCGCAGCGAGCUUUUCCGCAGGCAUGGCUAUCCUCAACCUGCUGCUUAAACCUGUUUCUUGUUUCUUUGUCUACCAAAUGUACCGUGAACGAGGAGGAGAUUACAACAUCAACUUUGGUUUUCCUUCUGUAUCCCGAAAUAGAGAUGCCUAUCAGUCCAUCGACCAGCAGGAUGAAUCUUCAAGUCCAACAAAUUCCUUCAACCAGGCUAAAGACACCAAACCAGGAGUCCGCACUUACUGAGAAAAGUACAUAAUUAAAAAUGUAGUCUGUUUUUGUUUCUCACUUUUUAUAUGCAGAGUUGUAAAGUCCUUUAAAAUCAAUUUAAAAUAGCAUUGCAGGGUCACUCAGCUAAGCCAAUUGAAAUAAUCUGGGUUGUAUAGUGAAAUGUGCCAGUUACAUUUUAAGUUGAGGUUCUGAAAGAUUUCUGCUUCAGUGCCAUAGAAGAAUAUAAUCAGAUGACAAGCCAUGGUUUACAGUACUGCCUAGAAACAGGUCUCUGAUUCUUUUAGCAGAGCAGUGUUGGAUAAAUAAGUAAGUUUUUGACCUGCAGUCAAAACUUUUCUGAAGCUUGAAAACAUGUUAAAAACAAAAAAUAUAUAGUUUUACAGACACUGUUUUGGCUUUUUAAAAAAAUGUACAUUCAAGACUUGAUACCCAAUACUGAAUUGAAAUAAGUUUUCAUAUAGAUGAGUAAGAUAUUAGUAUAUUCACAGAUGAGUACAGUUUUGUGUAUGUUUAGUUAAUAAGAAAACACACCAUUAUGUCUACUGUAAAAAUGACAAAAUAUCGUUGGUAUGAUGGUUCUAACACAAUUAUUCAUUUUAAACACCAAGCUGACUCGGUAACAGUCUCGUUGAUCUUUCACUUAUUCCCUUAAAAGUGAAGGGUUUCUAACCUGCUUUCAAAAUAUUGUCAUGAAACGACGCUUCAUCUUAGAAUACCAAAUACUUGCAGACCACAUACUGUGGGGUAUCUCAUACAUCCUGAUGGGUUAUGUGAAUUUCCCCACAAAUAAUAAAUGCUGUCAUAUAGACUCAUGCUCAAGGAAAAAAAAAAUCUCAUUAAAAGAGUGUUUUAUGCACCGUGGAUUGCUUUUUUUCAGUUUUCAUAUCUGUCAGAGGUUUUCCGGUUGUAAACCUGACGUAUGCCUCAGAAUGGGGACGUUGUAACUCUGCUGAUCAUGUUUUAGGUGUGUGAAACUGUCAGUCCUCAGCUAAACUGGGUCAAACCUUUUUAACAUAUUUGUAUACAAUAACUGCAGUAUGUGUGAACAUACAUUUUAUCACAACAUUUCAACCAUAUUUAAGCACACAAAUAUUCAACUCACUUGUCUACUUCUACAUGCAGUUUUUACCCCAUGAAGUGCUGUGAAACUUUUUUUACAAUUUCUUCUGUUUUACCUGUCACCUCUACAUGUUUUCAAUCAUGAAACAUUAUGUGAAAUAAAGUCAUGUAAUGAUAGGCAAUGACCUCAACUGAGGUCAGAUGACUGCAGCACAUUCUUGGUUAUUUUUAUGCUGCAUCAGUGAGUAACUGAUGAACCCUUGGAGUAACUUUAGUAGAGCAGUCACGAGGGAAAAGUUCAACACUCUUCCUGUUUUCUCAAUUUGUAGAUCAUUGCUUUUGAUGUGGUUUGCUUCGUGAAACCUUAAAAAUGGUUUUACUACCAGACAGAUGGAUGUCAGCAAUAUUGUUUGAAAUCUUUAGGCCUACUUCAGGUUUUUAUACAAUUUGAACCACGUUUAUUUGGAUACUAUUUUCCUUAAAUGGAAUUAUAUAAUAUUCAAGUGAUGCUAUGAGAGAAAAACAGAAGAAAUCUUUAAGGCACUAGUGCAUUUUACAACACGGCAAUGUUUAGUCUGCAAUUUACAGAGCAAUCUGAACAAAAUGUACCUGCUGGAUUCUUUAACAUUUUUGUUCUGUAACACAAUGUUAAUUUAUUGCACCAUGAUUGUUUUUUAUCUGUAUCUGUGCUCUGACUGAAUAUUUUACUUAAUAUUGAUCAUAUUGUUUUUGUUAGUUUAUUUUGAUUUCUCAAAAUAAAACAAUUUAGCCGUUUUCAUUUAAAAGAUAAAUAACAAAGUGCGAUAUGUAUUGUUUCAAAUGAA